AUGUCAUCCGGCGUACGAACGAGGGCAUCUAGCCGCGCCACUGCCUUUGUGGACGAGCGAUCCCGGAUCUCUGGAGCCAAUGGAAGCUUUCGAAACGGCAUGGCGGAUGCGAGAAAUGCAGAGGCUCCCCAGUUAGGAGACAGCGAAUCACAUAAGCGGGCAUCACCAGGCAAUGCGAGCCGCGUGGGCAAGGCCAGGGACGACAGACGCUACGAGGAGCGUAAAGUCGUCGAGCGGGCCUUUGAGGCUCAUGCGGAUCGAAUCACAACGCGGGCAGCCAGUCCCGCCAAGCAGGAGCAGCAACGGCGCUCGCAGCAGCAGCAACAGCAGCAGACGGACAAGAGGCCAGCCGAGAUGCGCAGACAAAAGUCGUCGACGGACCUGCGGUCGAGAGACGUCCGGGCAGAGACGCCCCCAGUCGCCAUGUUAAACUACAUAGGAACUUGGAAUCCGGAGGCGACCCUGCUCCCGCACACCUCUGCCGCCCUCGCCUCACGAAUCUCGCUCCCUCCAAUUGCAUUUACAAUCCCAAAUGCGCCACAGCCGAAACCCCUGCACGAACUGACGCUGGAAGCUCAGGAGGCAGCCAUCGUCGAAGACCUGUUGUAUGUUUUCAUGGGCUACGAGGGACAGUACAUCCGAUAUGCCCGCGGUUACAGUCCCAACGAAGAGAGGGACCGACUCUCUGGGCCGCCCUUUCGUAUUCUGCCCGGUCUUGACCCCAGCCUACACGACCUGACCAAGUCUAUGCUGAAAAUGGCAACAUACUACUCAGCUCUGGAAGCGUUCGUCGACGUGCAGAGCCGCGAGGAGUUUGGUGCCGUGAACCAUGCCUUGUGUGCGUCAGUGAGAAAGUGCUUGCAAGACUACCUGGUCAUGAUUGCCCAGCUCGAGACACAGUUUCUGACGAGCGAAUCCUUUACCGUCCAUGUCCUCAAUAUUCACACUCUACCCACAUGUCAGAUGCUGUCCCAUCUCUAUUCGCUAGCACAAGAGCUCUUGAAGAAGAACGCGCUGCUGGAUGACGAAAGCGACGAGGAAGAAGACGAUGAAGUGGACGAUUACGACAAGGUCCUUGAGAGACUUGCCGAAGGAGGAGACCUUGUCCCUGGAAGUUCCAAAGCCCUUAAAGUCUGCAAGGGCGGCGGUGUUUUGGGCCUCUUGGCCUCGAGGCUUGAAUCUAUGGGAGGUGACCCGGCUGCCCGAUCUUUAUUGACUUCAUUAUUGCGGGAUGCGAGCCGACCUUAUAUGAAGAUGUUGAAUGAAUGGCUCCACCAUGGCAGCAUACACGACCCUCAUUCCGAGUUCAUGAUCAGAGAACAGAAGAGUAUUGGGCGAGAGAGGCUCGAGAGAGAUUACAUCGACGAGUAUUGGGAGAGAAGAUAUACGAUCAGGGACCAGGAUGUGCCGCCCCAGUUGGAAGGCGUCAAGGAGAAAGUGCUGCUGGCCGGCAAGUAUCUCAACGUCGUUCGCGAAUGCGGUGGAGUAGAUGUGAGCAAGAUCGUGACAGAACUACCGACCUCCUUUGACGACAAACGGUUCAUUGAGAACGUCAACAACGCCUACGCUCAUGCCAACGAGUCCCUAAUGCAGCUCCUCCUCACAACGCACGAGCUUCCGUUGAGACUGCGUUCACUCAAGCUCUACUUCUUCCUCGACCCAUCAGAUUCCUUUUCCUACUUCCUUGAGCUGGGAUCAUCAGAACUGAGAAAACCGGCCAAGAAUGUCAACACAAGCAAGCUGCAGUCGCUCCUGGAUCUCGUCCUGCGCCAACCUGGAACCGUGUCCUCGCUUGACCCGUUCAAAGAAGAUGUCAAGGUGGAGAUGAACGAGAUCACUCUGAUCAAUAACCUCCAGCGGGUUGUAAACAUCACGGGCAUAGAGUCAGGCCAAGUGAUGCAGCCCGUCAUUAACCAACAGCCCAUCGAACCAGACAAGAAUGCUACUGGCUUUACAUCGUUGCAGUUGGACUAUUCAGUCCCCUUCCCCGUCUCGCUGGUAAUCAGCCGCAAGACAGUCUGGCGUUACCAGGCGCUUUUCCGCUUUCUGCUACAUUUACGUUACCUGGAGUCUCAGCUAUCGUCGACGUGGCAAGCUCACACCAGAGCCGUGACCUGGUCUCACAAGAGCCCCAACCAGGAGCUCGAAACUCUGAAGAGACGCGCCUGGACCUUGCGAGGGAGGAUGCUCGUAUACGUACAGCAGGUGCUGUAUUUCUGCACCGCGGAAGUAAUCGAGCCUAACUGGACAAAGUUCAUGUCUCGACUGAAAGCCAAGGACGAGACGUCGGACAGGAAAUCCAGCUUCAACCGGACCGUGGACGAGCUGAUGCAGGAUCAUGUAGACUUUCUGGACACGUGCCUCAAGGAAUGCAUGUUGACAAACAGCAAGCUGUUAAAGGUCAACUCGAAGCUCAUGCAAACCUGCGCCAUCUUCUCCCAGUACACCGGUUUCCUCACUCGCGAGCUGGAAAAGAUUGAUCCCGACCUCGCGAGCGGCACCAAGCCCGACAACAUGACCAACGAUCAAUGGCAGCGAUUCCAGUCCUCCAAAGCGCCCCCCUCCUCACGUUCGACAUCCACGCAGCCGGACACGCUGAGCCCGGAGGACGCCGAGGCUCGCGUGACUCACCUCUCGGAAUUUGUCCGCAAGUGGGAGAGCAACUUUGGCCGCCACAUGAAGAUCCUCUCGGACUCGUUGAACCACUACGCCGCGACGGAGACGGUCGUUCUGCUGAGUCUUUGCGCCAGGCUGAGCUCGGUGAAUCAGGGCACUGAGUGGGCCGCCAUUGGGUUAGAUGACGAUGACCAGCCGUAAGAGGCUU
Molecule: messenger RNA, 2824 nt
Organism: Trichoderma citrinoviride
Lineage: Eukaryota; Fungi; Ascomycota; Sordariomycetes; Hypocreales; Hypocreaceae
Exons: 3
Coding region: 1-2817 (938 amino acids)
Biological process (GO): mitotic cell cycle; spindle assembly; microtubule nucleation
Cellular component (GO): centrosome; gamma-tubulin small complex; spindle pole
Molecular function (GO): gamma-tubulin binding; microtubule minus-end binding
Source: RefSeq, a predicted model, not a curated record